CCCCACCCCAGCUCCCGCAUAGUCUCGCCCCGCGCAGAGCUUCGGGUAGAGGAGGUGGCCGGCCAGGCGCUUCCGGGAGCCAACCCCUGCCGUGCUGAGCUUCACGUUUGCGUGACUGAGCCCAAGGACAUAGGAGCCCCGCUCCCGGGUCAGUGUUGUAACUCAAAUGGGUGAUGAAAAGGACUCUUGGAAAGUGAAAACUUUAGAUGAAAUUCUCCAGGAAAAGAAACGAAGGAAGGAACAAGAGGAGAAAGCAGAGAUAAAACGCUUAAAAAAUUCUGAUGACCGGGAUUCCAAACGGGAUUCCCUUGAGGAGGGGGAGCUGAGAGAUCAUCGCAUGGAGAUCACAAUCAGGAAUUCACCGUACAGAAGAGAGGACUCUAUGGAAGAUAGAGGAGAGGAAGAUGACUCUCUUGCUAUCAAACCACCCCAACAAAUGUCUCGGAAGGAAAAGGCCCAUCACAGAAAAGAUGAAAAGAGAAAAGAAAAGCGUAGGCACCGUAGCCAUUCAGCAGAAGGAGGGAAGCACACCAGAGUAAAAGAGAAGGAAAGAGAACACGAACGUCGUAAGCGCCACCGAGAAGAACAAGACAAAGCCCGCCGGGAGUGGGAGAGACAGAAGCGGCGGGAGAUGGCAAGAGAGCACUCGCGGAGAGAGCGGGACCGCCUGGAGCAGUUAGAGAGGAAACGGGAGCGCGAGCGCAAGAUGAGGGAGCAGCAGAAGGAGCAGCGGGAGCAGAAGGAGCGGGAGCGGAGGGCGGAGGAGCGGCGCAAGGAGCGUGAGGCCCGCAGGGAAGUCUCUGCGCACCACCGCACACUGAGGGAGGACUAUGGUGACAAGGGGAAAGCCAGCCACUGGAGCCGCAGCCCUCUGCGGCCACCGCGGGAGCGCUUCGAGCUGGGAGAUGGCCGGAAGCCAGUGAAAGAAGAAAAAAUUGAAGAACGAGACCUGCUGUCUGACCUGCAGGACGUCAGUGAUAGCGAGAGGAAAACCAGCUCGGCCGGGUCCUCCUCAGCAGAGUCCGGCUCAGGCUCGGAGGAGGAGGAAGAGGAGGAGGAGGAGGAGGAGGAAGGAAGCACUAGUGAGGAGUCAGAAGAGGAGGAGGAGGAGGAGGAGGAAGAAGAGGAGGAGGAGGAAGAGACAGGGAGUAACUCCGAGGAGGCCUCCGAGCAGUCUGCAGAAGAAGUGAGUGAUGAAGAAAUGAGUGAAGAUGAAGAGCAAGAGAACGAAAACCACAUCAUGGUCGUUCCAGAGUCGCGAUUUGACCGAGACUCGGGGGACAGUGAAGAAGGGGAGGAAGAAGUGGGUGAGGGGACCCCACAGAGCAGCGCCCCAACUGAAGGCGACUACGUGCCUGACUCCCCAGCCCUGUCGCCCAUUGAGCUCAAGCAGGAGCUGCCCAAGUACCUGCCGGCCCUGCAGGGCUGCCGCAGUGUGGAGGAGUUCCAGUGUCUGAACAGGAUCGAGGAGGGCACCUAUGGCGUGGUCUACAGAGCGAAGGACAAGAAGACAGAUGAAAUUGUGGCUCUGAAGCGGUUGAAGAUGGAGAAGGAAAAGGAGGGCUUCCCGAUCACAUCUCUGAGAGAGAUCAACACCAUCCUCAAGGCCCAGCACCCCAAUAUUGUGACUGUCAGGGAGAUCGUUGUGGGCAGUAACAUGGACAAGAUCUAUAUCGUGAUGAAUUAUGUGGAACAUGACCUCAAAAGCCUGAUGGAGACCAUGAAGCAGCCUUUCCUGCCAGGGGAAGUGAAGACUCUCAUGAUCCAGCUGCUUCGUGGGGUGAAACACCUGCAUGACAACUGGAUCUUGCACCGGGACCUCAAGACGUCCAACCUGCUGCUGAGCCAUGCAGGCAUCCUCAAGGUGGGUGACUUUGGGCUGGCGCGGGAGUAUGGCUCACCCCUGAAGGCCUACACCCCUGUCGUGGUGACCCUGUGGUACCGUGCCCCAGAACUGCUGCUGGGUGCCAAGGAGUACUCCACGGCCGUUGACAUGUGGUCUGUGGGCUGCAUCUUUGGGGAGCUGCUGACACAGAAGCCCCUGUUCCCCGGGAAGUCAGAAAUUGAUCAGAUCAACAAAGUGUUUAAGGACCUAGGGACCCCCAGUGAGAAAAUUUGGCCAGGCUACAAUGAUCUUCCCGCAGUAAAGAAAAUGACCUUCAGCGAGUACCCCUACAACAACCUCCGCAAGCGUUUCGGGGCCUUGCUGUCAGACCAGGGCUUUGACCUCAUGAACAAAUUCCUGACCUACUUCCCUGGGAGGAGGAUCAACGCAGAGGACGGCCUCAAGCAUGAGUACUUCCGCGAGACCCCACUCCCCAUCGACCCUUCCAUGUUCCCCACAUGGCCUGCCAAGAGCGAGCAGCAGCGAGUGAAGCGCGGCACAAGCCCACGGCCACCGGAGGGUGGCCUUGGCUACAGCCAGCUGGGGGACGAUGACCUGAAGGAGACAGGCUUCCACCUCACCACCACCAACCAGGGGGCUUCGGCUGCUGGCCCUGGCUUCAGCCUCAAGUUCUGACACAGCGUCCGGGCCCAGCCGGCUGUGCCCAGCGAGUCCAGACCCAGCUCCUGUCCGCCUGGCCGCGGCUUCUGGGGCUGGAGGUGCCGAGUCGAGACACCAAAGUCUUGGACUCCUCAUCUUGGUUUUCCACCUUUUGUUUUUUAUAUUAUUUUGGUUUGUAAAUUUGUAGAAUUAAAUUGCAUUUUCCUCAUGGAGGGCAGGGCUGUGGUGUCCAAUAUUCCUGACCCUCCCCUAAGAAGGGUGGGGCAGGCAUCUGGCUGGUACAGUGGCACAGCCCUCCCAUGACCUGGCCUGCAGCAGGCUGAGGGUCCCCUGUUGUCAGCUGCAGGGGCCAACCCUGAGCCUGCCUGACAACCAGGUGCUCCCUGGGGACCCAGGCCCCCAUCCAAGGCCAGGCCUGGCUGCACACAGCACUGGCCACAGUGGGUUUUUAUACAUGCUGUUGUUACA
Fukomys damarensis (Damara mole-rat) is the source of this 2974-nucleotide messenger RNA. Its product is annotated as cyclin-dependent kinase 11B. Gene Ontology annotation, biological process: protein phosphorylation; regulation of mitotic cell cycle. The transcript has 20 exons. Gene Ontology annotation, molecular function: ATP binding; cyclin-dependent protein serine/threonine kinase activity. Gene Ontology annotation, cellular component: nucleus. NCBI's taxonomy places the organism in Eukaryota, Metazoa, Chordata, Mammalia, Rodentia, Bathyergidae. The record is from RefSeq and is a predicted model, not a curated record. The coding region runs from base 167 to 2521 and encodes 784 amino acids.